Oryza brachyantha (malo sina) is the source of this 958-nucleotide messenger RNA. RefSeq lists its product as uncharacterized. The transcript is spliced from 2 exons. The record is from RefSeq and is a predicted model, not a curated record. Bases 1 to 810 code for a protein of 269 amino acids. NCBI's taxonomy places the organism in Eukaryota, Viridiplantae, Streptophyta, Magnoliopsida, Poales, Poaceae.
AUGGCCGCCGCCGCUGCCGCGAACGACACGACGGCGCCGGCGAGGCCCGCCGGGCCGCAGCUGAAGCUGCUGGUGGACAAGCGGUCGCGGCGCGUGCUGUACGCGGAGGCGCGCAAGGACGCGGUGGACUUCCUCGUCGGGCUCCUCCGCGUGCCCGCGGGGCUCGCCGCGCGCGUCCUCGCCGGGCACGGCGUCGCCGCGCCUGGCUCCCUCGGCACGCUCUACGCCGGCGCGCGGGCCCUCGACGACGCGUUCCUCGCCGUGCCCACGCCCGCGGACCGCGACGCGGUGCUCGGCCCGGCGGCGCUCCCCUCCGCCGCGCUCACGCUGCUCGGCGUGUCGCUCGCGGCCCCGCCCCCGCCGCCGCCUCCGCCGCAGCAGAAGCGGUACUACCGGUGCAACGCGUACACGCUGCCGUGCCGCUCGAACCCGUUGAACGUGACGGACGUGCCGGGGCUGUCGUGCCCGGGGUGCCGGCAGCCGAUGAUGGUGGAGAUGAAGUGGGCGCCCGGGGCCGGGGAGGCUCCCGGCAAGGCGGCGCAGGCGGAGGAGCAGCCGUCCACCGGCGGGUACGUGAAGGAGGUGGUGACCUACCUGGUGAUGGACGACCUCACCGUGGAGCCCAUGUCCACCAUCUCCGCCGUCAUGCUGCUCAAGAAGUUCGACGUCAAGGACUGCUCCGCCCUCGACGAGAUGACCGUCGAACUGGGGCCCAAAGAGUGUGUGAAGCUGCUGAAGGCGAGCCUGGACUCGACGACGGCAUUGACGGAUGUGUUCAGCGGCGGCGUCUCCAUUGAUAGGCUUGAGUGAGCUGCAAGGAGGACGAAGGGCGUUGGGAGAGGAGAAGAUGAACUGAGGCGGUGACAAUAAUGUACUGUUCGUCCGAUACUUGUACUACGUGCAAUUGAAAAUAUCAAAUCACGUUUGCACCAUGAAAACGCCUAUGGGAUGUUUAGUG